AGCGGGUGUCCGUCAGGGGGCGCAGGCCUGGCGCGGCCUGUGAGGGGCAGCGGGAGGCCAUUGUGGCUGGGGCGGCCCCGCGCGCCGGAGGAGCAGGGCGUCUGCCGCGGCCCCGGGAGCGCAGCGCCCCGUCCCGCCCCGCCGAGCUCGGCGCGGCCCCACCGAGGAGGAGACGAAGCUUUUGACUUGAAGAUAUCCAGAGGACAGAUCUGGUUAAUAAGAAGUUGCCAUUUUCAUCUUGAAAACUAUACCGGGUCCUUGAGAGAGAAAACUACAUGACACUACACCAUGAGUGACAGUAAAUGUGAUAGUCAGUUUUACAGUGUUCAAGUUGCAGAUUCAACGUUCACUGUACUAAAACGUUACCAGCAAUUGAAGCCCAUAGGAUCAGGGGCACAGGGCAUUGUUUGUGCUGCGUUUGAUACAGUCCUUGGAAUCAAUGUUGCUGUAAAGAAGCUGAGUCGUCCUUUUCAGAAUCAAACCCACGCAAAAAGAGCUUACAGAGAGCUUGUUCUUUUAAAAUGUGUCAAUCACAAAAAUAUAAUUAGUUUAUUAAAUGUAUUUACACCACAGAAGUCACUAGAAGAGUUUCAGGAUGUAUAUCUGGUUAUGGAGCUCAUGGAUGCAAAUUUGUGCCAGGUUAUUCAUAUGGAAUUGGAUCAUGAAAGAAUGUCUUACCUUCUCUACCAGAUGUUAUGUGGUAUCAAACAUCUCCACUCAGCUGGUAUCAUCCACAGAGAUUUGAAACCCAGCAACAUAGUAGUAAAAUCAGAUUGUACACUCAAAAUCCUUGAUUUCGGACUGGCAAGAACAGCAUGUACUAAUUUUAUGAUGACUCCAUAUGUAGUAACACGGUAUUACAGAGCACCAGAGGUUAUCCUUGGAAUGGGAUAUAAAGAGAAUGUUGAUAUCUGGUCAGUUGGGUGCAUCAUGGGAGAAUUGGUGAAAGGUUGUGUGAUAUUCCAAGGCACUGAUCAUAUUGAUCAAUGGAAUAAAGUUAUUGAACAGUUAGGAACGCCAUCAGCAGACUUUAUGAAGAAACUACAGCCUACAGUGAGGAAUUAUGUAGAAAACAGGCCAAAAUAUCCUGGUAUUAAAUUUGAAGAGCUCUUCCCAGACUGGAUAUUUCCAUCGGAAUCUGAUCGUGACAAGUUAAAAACCAGUCAAGCUAGAGAUUUAUUAUCAAAAAUGCUUGUAGUAGAUCCAGACAAGAGAAUUUCUGUAGAUGAAGCCUUACGUCAUCCUUAUAUCACUGUCUGGUAUGAUCCAGCUGAAGCAGAAGCUCCUCCACCUCAAAUCUAUGACGCACAAUUGGAGGAAAGAGAACAUGCAAUUGAGGAGUGGAAAGAAUUAAUAUACAAAGAAGUAAUGGAUUGGGAAGAAAGAAGCAAGAAUGGUGUGGUAAAAGAUCAACCCUCAGAUGCAGCAGUGAAUAGCAACACCAGUCCUUCCCAGUCAUCAUCUAUCAAUGACAUUUCAUCCAUGUCAACAGAGCAAACAUUGGCUUCAGAUACAGACAGCAGCCUCGAUGCCUUGACAGGACCCCUUGAAGGAUGCCGAUGAUCAGCCAGGAUUGCAGACUUAACUUUGGAAAAGAACUCUUGCUUCCAUUGGGCCUGAAUUGCUUGUAAGUUAAUGGAACCAAGUGGAAAAACUCCAUGUUCUGCAUGUUCUACUAAAGUAAUGCCUGUAUUUUUUACUCAGUUGUUAUAAAACUGCCUGCUUAAUGUUGUAGAAUGAAGCAAAUCAAUGUCUAAAGAACAAAAAAAUCUAAAUUUAGACACUAUUAUAGGCUUUUCUUUAUUACAGCCUGUUUCAGGUGAGCAGUUAUAAUAGACUUAUAGCCAAUAAUUCCUCUUGAGUGGGUUUAUGACUUUUCAGUCCCAACCGGUAGGCUUCUGUGACGCAAAUGGUUGUUUACAUUUUAGUACAGUAUUGUUCAUCAGUAGUUUUUCUUGAAUGUAUAGUCUCUAUGAAGUUUGUUUAAAUGUGUGACUGCGACAGUUUGCUUUAUUUAACUACUGGAGUGUUACAUGUGAGUGUUAACUCACAUAUUGAGCGCUCUCAGUACUAUGUUUAAAGGGCAGUUACUCUUCCACAUAGCACUUUUUUUCUAUUGAGCCCUUUCUAUCUUCACUUCCCAAAGAUUCUGUCUGUCUUCUUGUAGAAGAGAGAAACAUGAACUGUAAAGACCAUAGCAAUUGCUUCAUAGUUCACCUAUGAAUAUGAGCAUGUCUUUGACUCCUUUCAGUUACUGAAACAUGGAAGGGAGAUACAGCGGUUUAACUCAAUCUUAAGGAAGGGAUUUUUGUUGAGUGACAUAUCUGUGAAGCAGUGCCUGUUUAGAAGAGGGGAGAGUGCUAAAUUGUUCUGUACCUUUCUGGCUUGUGAUACUGGUCCUUUAACAAAAACAAACAAAAAGGGAAAUUAAAUCUGUGAUGCUCUGCAUUUCAUCAUUCAGUGCAAACUCUGAUAAAAGGACAGACAAAUUGGAAAGACUUGCAGCCUAAGUGACCUGAAAAAGAGCUGCAUAAUUUUCCAUUUUUUUAAUGGGUACAUUCUAUCUAGAGAAUUUUAAGAAAAAUAUGAUAGUAGUUUUGAGUCAUUUGUCAUCUAAACUUAUUUGUCAGCUAAGGCCAUUUUCUUAAUAUAGCUAAACGGUAUUCCCAAAUUAGGAAAAACUCUGUUUAUACUGGGGGAGGAAAACAUAUAAAUAUGUUUUCUAAAGACAGUGUCAGAGGACAGGAGGAGACUAUUUGCUGUUUCAAUACAGGCUUAUCAAUGCAGUCUUCAGAAUCAGAUAAUACAAAUGUUGCCUCUUAUGUUGCACAAUAUUUUGAAUUCUUAGAAAAUGUGUUUGCAGUAGUGUGGGGCUAAAAUUACCAAAUACUACACAUCUGUGUAUUUGUACAUGUUCACUUUAGAGCAUGCAGAUGUAUGAAAUAUUUUGCUAAAGCAUCUUGUGUGUGUGUGCGCAUGUGUGCGAGAUUAAACAAUAUUACUAUAAUAGCAAUGAAGAGAGAUCCAAGAUGAGGUAAAACACCACUUUCUUAAAGCCACUGUAUUUAGCUGUUGAUCUAGAUACUGUUGACUUGAAUGUUUAAAGAGAACUUGUAAAAUAUACUUGCCUAGCAAGCCCCUGCAUUACUGAGCUGUCUAGUACACUCUGUAAAAGAAAAGAGAAUUUACCUGUCAUUUCUGGCCUUAAGAUUUGAAAAACAGUAGUCUGUCUUAAUGCAAACAUUGCUUUUAGAUUAGGAUUGUACCCAUGUGUUUUUAAAAUAGCUUAGUUUGCUAUAGCAGACAUAUUCAGUUUUAGAAUUUGCUGUCCCAGAAGGCAAAAACUAACUUCAUAUUAAGUACUGUAAGUGUCAGAAUUGUCGUCUGGCAUCUUGGAUUUUUUUAAUUCUGUUUAACGGAAGUGCAGGAGUUUGGUCUGUCUUUAGAUACUGAUGGUAUAUGUGAAAUGGUUUUAGUGCGUUUUGUCAUUGGAACAAACAUUUAAUAAUACCUAUUAUCUUACAGCAGUACAAGUCGCUGUUCUUUUUUUUAUAGUUAUUUGUGUGAGUUAAAAUUAAAGACACCUGUUCAAAAUGACCAUUAGCAAGUUCAGAUUAGCUGUGAUUUAUUUCAGUCCUUUCUAGGCUAGCAAAAGACGCAGCCACUAUAGAAUGAAACUAAAGAGAAAAUUUUUGAAUAUAUUAAUAUGGACAAUCAGCAAAGCAUAGGUAUCUUUUUGAGAUAAAGCUGUUUGUUAUUAUCAGUGACACAGUGGUGCUAAACACAUCGUACUUUAUAAGAGGGUGGCUUUUCUGACAAUGGGUGCUCAGCAUUCUCUUCAAAAAAAAAAAAAAAAAAAAGCGUCCCAUAAAGACUGGUGAUCCAAAAUUACUGCCUAAGUAUUUUUUUUAAAGGCUGUUUUAAGGAUUUUUUUUUGUGAAGAAUCUUGUUGCAAAGUAGUAGAUUACAGCAUUUUACACACUUCAUCCUAUAGUUCUGUGAAAGAGCUCUUUUUCUGUACGUGAACAUGAGGGACUGAAGUCUUUAGCAGUUGAUUAAAUCUGCUGCUACAACAACUGCAAAGCAAAUGCAUCCGCUUUACCGGCAUAAUAAGUGACUAGACUGUUAAUAACUUACUUUCGGUUAGCUUUAUUCUAGGCCCGUUUGUGUAGAAGUUCUGGCUGAGCAUUUUGAUGUUCUUCAUUUGUCAUGGAAGUAAUCUACUGAAUUUUACUUCUCAAGUUUUUUUUUUUCAGUAGCUCUUUCAAUUUAAUCACUCUGUGUUUCCCCACAUAUUUUGGAUGCACAGAGUUGAAUUUUUUUCAUAAUGGAUUUGAGCUGCUUAAAACAUGGGAGUUGGACCAGAGGACCUCCAGGUCUUUUCCAACCUAAAUGAUUUUGUGAUUCAAAUUUGUCUUUUAUGUUUUUUGAUACAUAACCGACCUAUCCCCAUGGUUGGAACUGAUAUCUGACCUUCUCCUAGUAUACAACUUUAUCUUGGAGUUAAAACAGCUGUGAGAUUGACUGAGCUUCCUUGCAAAUCUUACUGUAGGAAAAGCAGUCUGUCUUUUUUUUUUUCUUUUUUUUUUUUUUUUUUAAUGGAUUCUUGCUAUGGCAUUCAUUGAUGCUUCAGAUUUUUACAGAACUGUUACUGUCUUGGAAACAUGCAUGAAAUGAAAAGACUGUGAAUAUUGUGGGUUUGAUUCCAGUAUAAUUUUUUUUUUAAUUGCUAAUAAACUGAAUCAAUGUCCUGUUAUCAAAAUGACAGAUAUGCAAAUUGUAUUCAGAAAAAUGCAUGCAGAAUAGACGCAUGCUAAAGUUCCCACACUAUUUCAGUGUGCACAUAUAGACUAUAAAUGCACUGCAUGCAGAUUUUAUACAUUUAGUUGUAUUCCUGACUGCAGUUUAAGUUCAGUGCCCCAUUUUGUGAAAUGGUCUUCAAUGCAGUAAGAACCUCAUCACUGAUAGAAAACAAAGUGCACAUGUAAUUUGACAAGGGUUUAAAAGUUUAGAGAGUUUGGUGUGCAAUAGAAUCACUUUUAUUCCUAAUGUUAAAAUCAUGUAUGUAAAGUGAUGCCAUUGACUAUUUUUUUGCACUUUGUCAUUUAUAAAUAUUUAUAUGUAUUUAAAGAUUAAGAAUAUGUGAGUGUGUGUGUAAGUGUAUAUACAUAUAUAAAAAAUGCUUAGUUCUGUAAACAUGAAUGUUACUUUUCUGUAUGAGAGACUGUAUAGUGUUAACACUACUGCAGUAUACAUAAAUGAUUUAUGAAAUAUAUGAUUAAAAAUAAGUAAUGGUCAACAUAGAUGCAAUCUGUAUUCUUAACUGCUCACCUGAAAAAAGAGGAAUCUGUGGCUAUUAACCGGAUUAUUUACCUGAAACAUUAUAUUAAAUAUGAACACUGAGUAGCUGUAUGGCAUUGCAGAAAUGGAGUGUGUUUUAAAAAGUUCAUUUCAUCUGUGCUCAUGUCACUUUUCCUCAAAAAACAAAGCUUAAAGAAGCCAUCCAUUUUUAAAUCUGGAUUAGAAGCCUGUAGGUGUGCUUUGAGGAAAUACUGUGAUAUGAAAGGUUUGUUUUUUAUUAAAAAUGAUGAAACAUAAGAAACAAAUGUCAAAAUAAGGCUUUGUCUGCACAGAUCAUAUAAAAUAAACUAGUCUAAUGACUGGAAACUAAAGCAAACAGCCUUUGAAAUUCUUUGUAUUGUGUUUCUGAUAAGGGUUUACAUUUCCUUAUCAAAAUAAUUUCUAGCUAAGUUUGAGUUUAACUUUUGUUGACUAGUUGGUUGGUAAGUUUCAAAAACUGUUAGGGACCAGAGUGCUUUGGGUUUUUUGUCUUUUUAAGUCCUAACAGAGUAUACAUGUGUUUAUGCAAAAUUAAGUUAAAAAAGUGAUUCCAUAUAUUUAAUUUUUCCUUUCCUAAAGGAAGGACCUUAAAUGCUAAAUCAUAAUGCUAAAUCAGUUUCCUUUCCGGAUCUGAUUGUAUUUGGCUUAAAAUCAUAAUUUUUUGAAUGAAGUAGGUUUAAACAUUCAAAAUACAGCUUACAUACUGAAACUCCGAGAACAGAACGAAUGGCCCUUUUUUGGCAGAAGUGCGCUCCUCUGCUUUGGUGUGCGCUGGAAGUGCCGAUCUUCAAGUGCAGACAAAUCUUUACUGAACAUAAUGCUCUUCUGGAAUACAGGUUCAGUCUUGCAGCAAUACGGCUUGUGUGGAGUGUUUGAUUUGAACUGUGACACUUGAAAUGGAAGUACUUUAAGUGUGCGUGGGGGGACACUGAGCAGCCUUUGUCUGUAUAUUCUACGUAAGUCAUAUGGAUUCUAUCAGGGCUUGAUGCUAAAACUUAGUGAUACUAUAUACUGGGAACCAAAUUCUUUUCUGGGAUGCUUAUUGCUGUAAUUCCUGCUCAAAACUGGUUUUGAUCCAGGGACACCUGUACCCAGAUGCAGAAUUUGGACUUAAGUUCCCAAAGAUGAAUCCCUGACUCUAGUAACUUCUUUGCUUUUCCACAGUGUCUUUGAUUUUUUUUUUUUUUUAACGUGUUGAAGUUUGACAGAAAAAAUGUACUUUGGCUGACUAUUUUACAUAUAUUUUAGAUUGUCUAUUACGUGAGUAAUAGUGAUGCUCUAAAGCUUAUUACACAACUUAUUAAAUCAGUUUUAUUUUUGUCCACUCUGCAUGCUAAAGGUGUCUGGAGCUAAAAGAAUGUUUCAAGUUAAACCACCUUUUCUCAUAUUAGUGUUGGAGAAGAGUGGAGAGACAACCAUUGUUUCCAUUUGUGUUCUAUAAAAAAGACUAUUUUUGUAGCUAAAACUUCAGUUGUUGAAUUUCAAUCCCACAGUCUUGCUUUGUGCCUAUAAAUAUACUUGGGUCCGCUAUUUCAAACAGUAUAUGUAUAACAAGUCAAGUAUAAAAUUAAAAUAAUAAAAUGCACUCUUCUGAGAUUUAUUACUGACAAUACGGCAAAUUAUUUUGGUCUAAGAAUUCAAAACAAAAUAGAGAAAAUACAUUUAGCUAUUUAAGUUUUUAUUCCUCGAUGCUGCUGCUUAUUUUUUUGAGAAGGUGCUUGCAGUUUUGCACAACAGAAAUCGACUUUAUUAAUUGAUGGGUUUGAAGCACUUUAGGAUUCUUCUAAAUGCAACCAGCAUAUGGUUGAAAGGAAUGACAUUAAAAUCAUCUAAUGUGUUUAAAUUUUGAUUGUGCUCUUUGCAGUUCUGAUAGAUUUAAUCAGUAUGUUACUUUAAAUAUAAAGCUGUUUUCAGAGAUUUGGAAUUAUGUUUAAGAAAUAAUAAGAGAUCAUUUGAGAAACAUCUCUCUUCAAAUGCCUGUGGGAUGAUCUGAGUAGCAGUGUGACUACCUAGCCAUCUGUUAUAUAAAGAUAGAACAAAGUUUCUUUGCCCUGAUAGCAAGAUCAGCUGGGAGCAUGAGGAUUUUUUUUCUUAAACAAAAUCUUUUAUUAACUCUUGCCUAUGCUUCAUAAGCUUGUUGUAUAUGUUACGUUAAGGCCAGAACAUCUGCUUAAGAUUGGGACUCCACUGUGAGAGAUGCUACAUGAAUAUCAUAGGAAGACAUUGUCCCUGCUCUAAAAUACUAGUCAGAACCCUGAUACUUCCUAUGCUCUACUUGCUUAAGUACAUGUGUGUUUGUUUCCCAGAAUGGGUCCUUAAUUCAGCACCUCAUAGCUUUUAGGAUAACAAAAGCAGGGGAGAAAGUACUCACGUAAGAACUGCAUUUUAUGUUCACUACCUGGAACAAUAGUCAUUUGUUCUUUACUGAUAAGAAAGCUAAUUAAUACCCAUGAACAUAUGGUGUUGUGUUGUCUUCUAAUGGGAAAAACUGUUUUUUGAAAAAACAAAAGUGUCACUAGCUUUUCUAUGAAUUCAGAUGCAUAAAUUGGUGCUAAUUUUUUAAAAGAAAACUUAACAGAUGGUUAGCAGUGUAUUUGUCUGUUUUUUGAUAUCUAUAUUUUCUUAAAUGGUGGCAAACCAAACUUUAUAAGGUGAUUAAUGUGCAUCUUCAACUUCAUCAGAUAAAAGUUCCCAAAUUUUUCUAAAGUAAAAUGUUUAACCUUCCACAGUAGCUACUGCUUCUUUGGAGCUACUGCUUUCAGGUGUGUUAUACACUAAUGAAAUGAACACAAUUAGAAAAGAUAGCAAUACCUGACUACUUUCCCUUUCUUUAAAAUGCAUGACAUGUUGGGUUUCACAGGUGUUUUAGCAGUUUAGUGUAAUCAAGAUACCAGAGUAAAUCACAUAGUUACCUGUAUGCAGUUAACUCAGGACAGUAAAGCCUAUCUGGUCAUUAAAAUAACUUACAAAGAUACAAGUUCUCAGCUCUUUUCAAGAGGGAAUAACAUAGAAAUAACUUUUCAGACAAAUAUAAAUGUUAAUGCCUGAGAAUACGUUCUGUAGUGUAUUCUAGAAGACAUGCUAUAAAAGAUUACAAUAGUCGCUUGAGUCAUUUGUUAUGAGAUCCAGUUUUACCUAAUCCCUUAAAUAACUCCCCCAAAACUCUCUGUUCUUUAAGGAUUUCUUUUGCGAUGCCAUCAAUUUUUCACCCCCUUCAAAAUGCUUUGUAUAUCUUGUUUUGGCCCUCUUUUCUGCAUUCUGUUUACCAAAUGUCACAAAAAGUAGCAUCAAGCCCUAUCACUUGUUAUAGUGUUGAGUUUAUGGCCUUAAUUUCACUUACAGUAUGGUAUAUAAUUUCAGAAGAAAGAUGUGCUUUGAAGUCUAACUAUAUAGAUACAUGUGGCCUCUUCUGCCUAUGAAAUUAGGCUUUGAUUGUCAUAUCUCAUUCUUGAUGCUUGUGCAAUAGGAACAUGUUCCCUUUAAUGCGGUGGCUAUUUUGUCUGAUGCUGGACUUUGUUUUUCAGGAUGACUAGAAAGUAUUUUUUCUUUUUUAUGGACAGCAGUCAUGCUUCCUUCAUUUUGGUCUGUCUUUUUUUUUUUAAUGGAAGGUAGAAAUUUCAUAAGGAAAGCUGUCAGUAACUGAUUCUGAAGUGCUAGUUAUAGCCUCAUUCUGAACCUUUUUGGUUUUUUUCUCCAAAAAUCUUGUCAUAAAACACCAGUACUAAAGCCACUGUAAAAUUACAAAUAAAUAUGUAUACUUGAACAA
Molecule: messenger RNA, 9106 nt
Organism: Dromaius novaehollandiae (emu)
Lineage: Eukaryota; Metazoa; Chordata; Aves; Casuariiformes; Dromaiidae
Gene: MAPK9
Product: mitogen-activated protein kinase 9
Exons: 13
Coding region: 289-1563 (424 amino acids)
Biological process (GO): JNK cascade; protein phosphorylation
Cellular component (GO): nucleus; cytoplasm
Molecular function (GO): JUN kinase activity; ATP binding
Source: RefSeq, a predicted model, not a curated record